ACGCAAUAGCUGUGACUUUAACAAUUUGUAUGUAGGAAAAAAAAGGCCGACUUUCUGGGCUUCGCGAGUGAAAAAUAAUUUGCAAUAUCCUCCAAGAUUUAGUUAAUUUUUGUGUUUUAACCAUUGGAAAGUAAAGUUAAUUACUCAGUGUCUCAAUUUUAAGUGGCAAAACAAACUUCUACGGAAGAUUCCAGUAAGAAUUUGCCAUUGAACUUUGCAGCGUCAGGAGGCUCGCUGUCUGAUUAAAUUCCGCGCAAAUCCAGUGAUUUUCCAACCAGGAAAAUGUCUCAUCAUUACGUGGUGACUGCCCAGAAGCCCACGGCAGUAACGGCAUGUGUAACAGGAAAUUUCACAUCCCCAACUGAGUUGAAUUUGAUUGUGGCCAAGAAUUCCCGGUUGGAGAUCUACCUGGUGACACCAGAAGGACUCCGACCGGUGAAGGAAGUGGGUAUUUAUGGCAAGAUUGCCGUAAUGAAACUCUACCGUCCGGUCAAUGAGACAAAAGAUCUCAUCUUCAUUCUAACUUGCCGGUACGAUGCCAUGAUACUGGAAUGUCGUACUUCGGCAUCUGGGGAAUUGGAGAUUUUGACAAAGGCUCAUGGGAAUGUGGCUGAUCGGGUGGGGAAGCCCGCUGAGACGGGCAUUCUGGCAGUAAUUGAUCCUAAGGCGAGAGUCAUUGGGAUGCGUCUGUACGAGGGUUUAUUUAAGAUAAUCCCACUGGACAAAGAGACCAAUGAGCUCAAAGCUACGAGUAUUCGCUUGGAAGAUAUGCACGUGCAGGAUUUGGAAUUUUUGUAUGGCUGCACCAAUCCAACGCUCAUUGUCAUCCAUCAGGAUCUCAAUGGGCGCCACAUUAAGACCCAUGAGAUCAAUCUGCGCGACAAGGAAUUCAUGAAGGUGGCGUGGAAGCAGGAGAAUGUCGAGACGGAAGCUUCAAUGUUGAUUCCUGUGCCAACGCCCCUUGGUGGAGCGAUUGUCAUUGGCCAGGAAUCCAUUGUUUAUCACGAUGGCAACAAUUACGUGGCCGUAGCGCCCCCAAUCAUCAAGCAGAGCGUCAUCAAUUGCUACUGUCGCGUGGAUAGUAAAGGAUUGAGGUAUCUCCUGGGGAAUAUGAUGGGCAAUCUGUUUAUGCUCUUCCUGGAAACUGAGGAGAAUUCCAAGAAGAACCUCUACGUGAAGGACUUGAAAGUCGAUCUUCUGGGUGAGAUUUCCAUUCCCGAAUGCAUCACUUACCUCGACAAUGGGGUGCUCUUCAUUGGCUCUCGCCAUGGGGAUUCGCAGCUGGUUAAGCUCAAUACAGUUGCUGAUGAGAAUGGUGCCUAUGUCGUGCCCAUGGAAACCUUCACAAAUCUCGGACCCAUCACUGACAUCUGCAUAGUUGACCUGGAGCGCCAGGGACAGGGACAGAUGAUAACCUGUUCAGGCAGCUACAAGGAAGGCUCCCUGAGAAUCAUCCGGAAUGGGAUUGGUAUUCAGGAACAUGCCUGUAUUGAUCUUCCGGGUAUCAAAGGUUUAUGGCCUCUGAAAGUGGGCAUCGAUGAGAAUCCCUACGAUAAUACCCUGGUCCUGGCCUUUGUUGGUCACACCAGAGUCCUCACGCUGACCGGGGAGGAAGUUGAAGAGACAGAAAUUCAUGGUUUUCUCAGUGAUCAGCAGACUUUCUACUGCGGAAAUGUCGCCUUUGGACAGAUCAUUCAAGUGACACCAGUGACAGCUCGUCUUGUUCAGGCACACAGCCGAACACUCCUCAGUGAGUGGAAACCUCCGGGAGAUCGGAGGAUUGGUGUUGUUGCCUGUAAUUUCUGUCAGCUUGUUUGUGCUUCGGCUUGCGAUGUCUUCUACAUCGAAGUUUGCGAAGGGGCUCUGGUACAGAAAGCUCAAGUGACACUGGAUUAUGAGGUAGCUUGUCUGGACAUUUCUCCACUGGAGGAGCGUCAGACACGUGCUGAACUGGUUGCUGUGGGUUUGUGGACGGAUAUAUCGGCUUGUGUCUUUAAACUGCCGAGUCUGGAAUUGUUGCACACGGAGAAACUUGGUGGAGAGAUAAUCCCUCGAUCAAUUUUAAUGACAGCUUUUGAAGGAUUUACUUAUCUUCUUUGUGCUCUGGGAGAUGGAUCGAUGUUUUAUUUUGCCUUGAGCACUUCAACAGGGGCUCUCAGUGAGAAGAAAAAAGUGACUUUGGGAACACAACCAACAAUCCUGAAGACCUUCCGAUCACUCUCAACAACCAAUGUAUUUGCUUGUUCAGAUCGUCCAACGGUCAUUUAUUCCUCGAAUCACAAAUUGGUCUUCUCGAAUGUCAAUCUAAAAGAGGUCAAUCACAUGUGCAGUCUCAAUGCUGAAGCCUAUCCUGACAGUUUGGCUCUAGCCACGAAGAAUUCUGUCAUUCUGGGCACAAUUGAUGAGAUCCAAAAGUUGCACAUUCGAACAGUUCCACUGGGAGAGACUCCACGCAGAAUAGCCUAUCAGGAGGCCAGUCAGACUUUUGGGGUCAUCACACUAAGGAUGGACAUUCAGGAUAGUUCGGGACUCAUCCCAUCGCGUCCCAGUGCCUCAACACAGACCCAAAAUGUUACGUCUUCGAAUAAUGUGGGUUCACUGCUGAAGCCAGGAGCUGGAGCAUCUGGGAGCAAUGCUGAAUUUGGGCAGGAAGUGGAAAUUCACAAUCUCCUAGUUAUUGAUCAGAAUACCUUUGAAGUGCUACAUGCUCACCAAUUUACUCAAUCGGAGUAUGCCAUGUCGCUAAUGUCAGCCAAGCUGGGAAAUGAUCCCAACACCUACUAUGUUGUGGGGACGGCUAUUGUGAAUGCUGAGGAACCAGAACCCAAGAUUGGCAGAAUAAUAAUCUAUCACUAUUCGGAGGGUAAAAUGACGAUUGUGGCUGAGAAGGAGGUGAAGGGAGCAUGUUACUCCCUUGUGGAGUUCAAUGGUAAAGUAUUGGCGAGUAUAAAUGCCACAGUGAGGUUAUUUGAAUGGACAAGUGACAAGGAUUUGCGUUUGGAGUGUAGUCACUUCAAUAAUAUCAUAGCACUGUAUCUGAAGACGAAGGGUGACUUUAUUCUUGUUGGUGAUCUCAUGAGAUCACUCACACUGCUCCAGUAUAAGCAGAUGGAGGGUACUUUUGAUGAGAUUGCGAGGGAUUUUGAACCAAAUUGGAUGACAGCCAUUGAGAUUCUCGAUGAUGAUACAUUUUUGGGUGCUGAGAACAGUAAUAAUCUCUUUGUAUGUCAGAAAGAUAGUGCAGCAACGACGGAUGAGGAGCGUGAGCAAAUGCCUGAAGUUGCUAUGUUCCAUCUUGGGGAUAUGAUUAAUGUAUUUAGGCAUGGUUCGUUGGUGAUGCAAAAUGUCGGGGAGAAUACAACACAGACUUCUGGAUGUGUUUUAUAUGGGACAAUUAGUGGGGCUAUUGGUCUAGUUACGCAGAUUCCUAUCAAUUUCUAUGAGAUUCUCAAGAAUUUGGAGGAAAGAUUGACGCACACUAUCAAGUCUGUUGGUAAAAUCAGCCAUUCAACUUGGAGGAGCUUUCACACGGACACAAAAAUGGAGCCAUGUGAGGGAUUUAUCGAUGGAGAUCUUGUGGAGAGUUUUCUGGAUUUGAGUCGAGAUAAGAUGAGAGAAACCGUAUUUGGUCUCGAGAUCGAAGCUGAGGGUGUUAAGAAGGAAGCCACAGUUGAUGACAUUAUAAAGAUUGUUGAAGACUUAACGAGGAUUCACUAAAUAAGAAAGAAUACAAAAUGAAAUAAUCUUCAACACAGCGUGGAAAUUAUUUCUUUAAUUUAACAAAUGUGAGCAAAGUUUAAAUUGCUUUGGAUUAUUAAUUGAUACAAUAUAAUUAAUAGAGUGUGAAUUAUUCUGGAUGAAAAGGUGGACAAGGAGAGGUUCAGAUUGUAAUUGGCGAAAAUACAUACUGAACUGAGACAGAAA
Molecule: messenger RNA, 3924 nt
Organism: Phlebotomus papatasi
Lineage: Eukaryota; Metazoa; Arthropoda; Insecta; Diptera; Psychodidae
Gene: pic
Product: DNA damage-binding protein 1
Exons: 6
Coding region: 283-3717 (1144 amino acids)
Biological process (GO): DNA repair; proteasome-mediated ubiquitin-dependent protein catabolic process
Cellular component (GO): site of double-strand break; nucleus
Molecular function (GO): nucleic acid binding; protein binding
Source: RefSeq, a predicted model, not a curated record